Messenger RNA from Erythranthe guttata (spotted monkey flower), 1989 nucleotides. RefSeq names its product SCP1-like small phosphatase 4 (gene SSP4). Gene Ontology annotation, molecular function: phosphatase activity. The record is from RefSeq and is a predicted model, not a curated record. NCBI's taxonomy places the organism in Eukaryota, Viridiplantae, Streptophyta, Magnoliopsida, Lamiales, Phrymaceae.
AUCACGCCCCACCCACUGACUAUAAAUAUACCCACAGAGUAACGAAAUAUAAGGGAGUGCGCGUCCGUUUAGAGAGAGAAAGUUAGGAGAGAGAGAGAGAGAGAGAGAGAGAGGACUUGGACUUGGACUUCCACAGUCUCCUGUGGCUGAUCUGAUAUUCUAAAGGGGUUUUCUUCCCCACUGAUGCUUUCCAUAGAAUAUUGUGAUCAACAUCCCUUAUACAGAGCAAAUGCCAUCAUUGAGUAUGAAAACCAAGUCAACCACAGGCUGUUUGAAAGGAAAAAAUGGUCUCGGUGUAUGCGAAAAGUCAAGCAUGAUAUCCAAGAGUCCUCUCUCUCUUGCCAGAGUUUCUCAAAAUGCGGAAGAAAUAUAUAUCUCUACUCAGAGCAAUCAGGAUGUUUCAGUUUACGAUAAAGUAUAUGACGAGGCCAGCCAUGAUGAGUUGUCCAAUGAAGAAAAACAUUCCAAGAAGCAGCCAUCUUCUGUAACUGAUUCUGCUACUGACAGUAUGGAACCUAUAUUAUCCACCUGCACAUCAAACAUAGAGACAAUUUUUUCCCCCAUUCUGGAGUCCAUUGAUUUCUACGAUGACGAAGGAAGUGACAAUCUUUAUGUGCCGCAGUUGGAUAGUGAAGACAGUGAUGAUAGCAGCAGAGGUUCAUGUAAAUAUCAACCAGACACAUCAGACUUCUACAUCUCUGACAUGAUUUUUUCUGGACCACCCACUGAAAGCAAUUCUGACAACAGAAAAGAAACUGCAUUCCUAUCUGAUUAUAAAUGCGAAGAGGCUAGUUUACUUUGUGAUUGGACUGAGGAAUACAUGAUGUUGCCAUUUUUGGAGGAUACAUUAGAUACUGGACAUGACCAUGAUGGUAAACCAUCAGAAGAAUCCAUACAAAAUCCUGACAAUUCCAGCUUGUACAUGGCAAUCCAUCAAUUGAGAUCUUACGACGAGGAUACUAACUUACAUACCUACCCCGAACAAGACUAUGAAUACUUUGAUCCACAAAUGUAUAUCAGAAAUCUUCCAGACCAGUCGGACAUGGCCUCAUUUUUGUUGCCAACUUCGGUGCCAAAUGAUAAGCAAAAUACCAAAAAAAUCACCCUAGUGCUCGACUUAGAUGAAACACUUGUACACUCUACAUUGGAUCCCUGUGGUGAUGCAGACUUCACAUUUCCAGUGUUCUUUGACAUGAAAGAACAUACUGUGUAUGUGAAAAAACGGCCUCACCUCCAGAAGUUUCUCAAAAGUGUGGCAGAAAUGUUUGAAAUUGUAGUGUUCACUGCUAGUCAAAGCAUCUACGCCAAAGAACUCCUGGAUAUUCUGGAUCCAGAUGGAAAAGUUAUAUCAAGACGAGCUUAUCGUGAAUCAUGCAUCUUUUCAGAGGGAUGUUACAUAAAAGACCUAACAGUAUUAGGUGUUGAUCUUGCAAAAGUUGUCAUAAUUGAUAAUUCACCUCAGGUUUUCAGGUUGCAAAUAAAUAAUGGAAUUCCUAUUAAGAGUUGGUUUGAUGACCCGUCAGACUGUGCGCUAAUUUCACUGCUACCAUUUUUAGAGACAUUGGUUAAUGCUGAUGAUGUACGACCAAUCAUUGCUAGGAAGUUCGGUAACAAGGACUAAGAGAUCCUUUGUCUAUCAUUAGUACUUCUUCGAUUUCUCCCAUGUCCCCGUCAUAUGUUUUUUUUUUUUUGGUUAUUGCUUUCUUAAAAUGAAGUCCUUUUUGUUUUUAGAUGCUUGUUAUCCUCCUCCCCUUUGAGCCUUUAUAUAACUAUAACCAUUUAAAGAUUUCCUUGUUGAGUCAGCUUAUCACCAUUCCUUCCAGUAUCCGACCCUUUUGAGAACCUUGUUAGUUGUUUAGGUAAUAUAUAGCAGAGUCUUUAGGAUUUAUUUUUUUGGUUUGCUCUGUACAAAUUUAGAUGCUUGCGUCUUUACAAGUGUGUGUAUAUGAAUUGAUUUAUGAAGUAAAUUGUGAUUCUAGUUUGGACUUA